This is a messenger RNA of Diversispora eburnea, 1044 nucleotides long. The record is from the annotation of a GenBank genome assembly. NCBI's taxonomy places the organism in Eukaryota, Fungi, Glomeromycota, Glomeromycetes, Diversisporales, Diversisporaceae.
AUGACCUCGCCAAAAAGCACUCAAAAAUUAACUAGCAAACUUGAACAAAAGAAUGAACUUCUUGAACACAUUGAUGCUAAAGUUUAUUUCAAGCCACAGAGUGAUGAAUGUAAAACACAUGCUUUCUCAUAUGAAUUUGCGGAAAAUUCAGAUUCCAAUCCAACUUCUAUAAUCCGUGACAAUGCUACUCCGCAUGGAUUUGUCUCAGCAAUCAUUCAUGCUUAUACCCUUCACCAACAUCUUCGAUUCUCACCAGAUGAUGUAUGGUUAACGAUUAUACAAGGUGUUAGCGGGCACAUUUUGAUUAAUGCAGAACGUUUUCGUUACUUAUUCGUUGAUCGUGAAGGUCAGAAAGGUGUUACCGUAGAUGCCAGAGAUAUUAUAAGACCCGUCAACAGAAGUUUUGAGGGUGAUUGGAAACAAGUGAUUGCUCGACUUUCCGAUGAUAUUGACAAACGAGUUAAAAAAGUUAAUUUAAAAAAACAUCUUGAAUGUGAUUUUUCUACCUCUACAAAUGCAUCUAUUACUGCUAGCCAAAUUAUCUUGUUAGAAGCAAUGAAAAAGUGUUUCAAAUACACAUUACGUGGUAGUUGUGGUAUCCCGAAGGUCACCCUUGAUGGCACCUUGGAAGAUUGGUUAUAUCUUCAAGAAAAAGUUGCAAAAAUCUGUGAUUUAGGAUUGGAACUUGAUUUCUGGAUGGAUAGGUUAAAACCAGUCAUCGCUCAAUUUGUCUCUACUUAUAAGGGAGAUGUUGACGAAAAUUUUUGGAGCAUGGCUGUUUUCGAAGUUCCUUACAAAUCUUGCGAGACGACUCCUUGUUGGAAUGGAUGGAUAGGAUCUGAAAUUAAAAAAAAUCAAAUUAUUCCUAAUGAAAUACCUUCUGGAUUAUUAUAUGUUCCAUUCGAUUUGAUUAUUGAGAAGGAUAUUUUUAAAUUAAAUUUUGCUGCAGGUUUUUUUGGUGCUAGGCAAGAUAAGGUUAACGAAGAAUAUGUUGUUUCACCUGUUAUUGGUUGGUACAUCGUCGACAAAAUCGAUGAAGGGUAG